AUGAAGCGAUCUUCAAUUUUCACUCCAUCAAAUUCAUGGAAAUCAAAGAUGGAAAAGAGUAUAAUGCAAGAACUUCUUCCUCCUCUUGCUUUAUCUCCUUUACUUGGAGAUUUUCUAAUUCAUAGUACACCACUUUACGGAGUUUCCAAUAAUACCAUUAUGGAUGCUGCUUGGAAUACAUUUAAUGGCAAUGUAAUUACGUGGCUUCUUUCUAAAAAAGAUUCUCGUUAUUUAAUUCGUCAAGCAUUUGCAGGAUUAAAUAGAUAUCAUCGCUAUCAAACAACACGUUUGUUAUCUAUGUUAGAUUACUUGAUUUCGUUCAUUUUUACAAAGUCUAAUGUACCAAUUAAUUAUUUUUCAAUUGGUAACAGCAAAAAGCGAGCAGCUCGCCGUUUUACGCUAACAUGCCAGAGAAAUGAAGGUAUUUAUAAUGAAAAGAAAGAAUUAUAUUCGACAAUACUCAAAGCUUUCAGUAAUGAGCAAUAUACUGAGGAACUUGGUAAUGAGUCUAUCUUUUCUCAGUAUAUGUCAGCGAUUAAAGCUCUCAGAGAUAAUCAAGCCGAAAAUUAUGAAAUUCAUGGCGAAAUCACAAAACUUUUCGAGCAAGACUUUGGUGUUCCAUUUUCCUCUAUAUUCGAAUCAAUUUCUACGAAACCAACAAGAUCAUACAAUGGAAUUUUAACAUUCAACGGAACUAUCAAAGGAAACAUUCCUGUUUCUUUGACAACAUUCUUACCAGUACACAGUAGAUUGCAGACUAUUGAUUUAAUUCCAUACAAUAUUCGUCAUUUCUUUUUAAAUUACGUUUUUUAUUCCAGAAGCUUUGCAAACUACAGCGAUGCCGUGAAACAUCGCAUUUCCUUUUCACUCAAAGACGAAUCGAUGACUAGAAUUAAUUUAUUAAGUAAACUUGGAAUUAAUAUCGAAGGAUCUCCUCAAGAAAUCAUUGAAAAGGCUUCCAAACAUGACUUUCCAUUCGACAUCCCUGUUCCUAUUCCGAAAUUUACAAAUAACCGCUUUACGGUCACAUCUCAUAUUCCAUCUGAAUCUCCAAAGAUAAUUACUAAGGAAUGGGUAUCCAAACUUGCUGAAGGAACAGCUCGUGCCCUAUUUGAUUACAAUAUUUUGAUUCCAAACGUAUCAAGAUCAAAUAUUGUGGCAGAAAAAGGUCGAGUUUCACUUUCAAGGUUCUCAGGAAGCUUCAUUGCGGAACCAGACUUCAUUAAGAACGCUUCGAAGGUAUUUGUAUCCAAAAUUACAAAUAAUUCCAAAUUAUUAGAAGAAGUAAGCCACAACAUGAGGAUCAGACAGAAACAUUUAGAAUCAUUCAUUAAUGAACCAUCAUUUUAUACAUCUCUUCCACUUUUCAAGAAAUUUGGCCAAGAAACUUUAGGAACAGCUGAAUUGAUCAGCGGAUUGAUUAAUCACACAAGGAAUUCUGGAUUGGAUGCACAAGUUUUUGAACCUUUCGCUCAAAGAAUUUCAAAUAUUGUUGGUGAAUCAUUUAUUUCCUCAAAUCAAAUAAUCAAUUAUAUGAAUGAAUUUGUUGGCAUGAAAUUAGAAUGA
Messenger RNA from Trichomonas vaginalis G3, 1566 nucleotides. RefSeq names its product transferase activity, transferring phosphorus-containing groups. The record is from RefSeq and is a predicted model, not a curated record. NCBI's taxonomy places the organism in Eukaryota, Parabasalia, Trichomonadida, Trichomonadidae. The transcript has a single exon. Bases 1 to 1566 code for a protein of 521 amino acids.